CUCCACUCUCUCUUCUCCAUUUCCAUGUGAACCUUCACGUUCACUUCAAUCACUUUCCCGAGAAAAUAGAAAAGAAAAUUUAAAAAGAAAAAAAGCUCACUCCAACUUCUUCUCCUUCUUCUUUUCUCCGAUAUUUUUCUUUUUUCACAGAAGCUUCCAAAGAUCUCAAUCUCUCUGGCACUUUGUCCGCUUUCCCAAGAAAAUCAGUAUUUCUGAAAAUUGGUACUAGGCCAUGGCGGCGGCGGUGAAAUCGAAUGGCGGUACUGGUUCUAGAACCUCCUCGAAGGUUCCAGCAGCUGCGAAACCGCUGGCCGAAGAGCCGGCGGAGAUUGCGUCGAACAUCAGUUACCACGCGCAGUACAGCCCUCACUUCUCGCCGUUCAAGUUCGAGCCCGAGCAAGCCUUCUACGCCACCGCCGAGAGCGUCCGUGACCGUCUCAUACAGCAAUGGAACGAGACGUACCAGCAUUUUGAUAAGGUGGAUCCGAAGCAGACGUACUACUUAUCGAUGGAGUAUCUUCAAGGACGAGCUUUGACGAACGCGAUUGGGAACCUCAAUAUCCAAAAUGCCUAUGCAGACGCUUUGAAUAAGUUGGGACAUGAUCUUGAGGAAAUCGUAGAACAAGAGAAAGAUGCUGCCCUGGGAAAUGGUGGUCUGGGAAGGCUUGCUUCGUGCUUUCUGGAUUCAAUGGCGACAUUGAAUCUUCCCGCUUGGGGUUAUGGUUUGCGGUACCGAUAUGGGCUGUUCAAGCAACGAAUCACUGAGGAAGGCCAAGAAGAAAUUGCUGAGGAUUGGCUAGAGAAGUUUAGUCCUUGGGAAAUUGUCAGGCAUGAUGUGGUGUUCCCUGUCCAAUUUUUUGGCCACGUUAAGGUCAAUCCUGAUGGAUCGCGAAAAUGGGUAGGGGGAGAGGUAUUCCAAGCUCUGGCCUAUGAUGUGCCAAUUCCAGGAUACAAAACCAAGAACACUAUUAGCCUUCGUCUUUGGGAAGCAAAGGCUACCUCUGCGGAUUUCAACCUAUUUCAGUUUAAUGACGGACAAUAUGAAUCUGCCGCACAGCUUCAUUCUCGAGCUCAACAGAUUUGUGCUGUUCUAUAUCCUGGAGAUGCUACCGAAAAUGGAAAGCUUUUACGGCUGAAGCAACAAUUUUUCCUCUGCAGUGCAUCACUUCAGGACAUUAUCUUUAGGUUCAAGGAGAGGAAACCGGGAGAAGGCUCACGGAAAUGGUCCGAUUUCCCCAAGAAGGUUGCUGUACAAUUAAAUGAUACUCAUCCUACACUUACUAUUCCAGAGCUAAUGAGAUUGCUAUUGGAUGAGGAAGGACUUGGAUGGGAUGAAGCGUGGGAAGUGACAACAAGGACUGUUGCUUAUACUAAUCACACAGUCCUUCCUGAAGCGCUUGAGAAAUGGUCAAAAUCUGUGAUGUGGAAACUUCUUCCUCGCCAUAUGGAAAUCAUAGAAGAAAUUGACAAGAGGUUUAUUGCUAUGGUACAUGCUACACGAUCCGAUCUCGAGAGUAAGAUUGAAAGCAUGCGCAUCUUAGACAAUAAUCCACAGAAGCCUGUUGUGCGAAUGGCAAACUUAUGUGUGGUUUCUGCUCAUACGGUUAAUGGUGUUGCCCAAUUGCACAGUGAUAUAUUGAAGUCUGAGUUAUUUGCAGACUAUGUCUCUAUAUGGCCAACAAAGUUCCAAAAUAAAACUAAUGGCAUCACUCCUCGCCGAUGGCUUCGGUUUUGCAGUCCUGAGCUCAGUAACAUAAUCACCAAAUGGUUAAAAACUGAUGAAUGGGUCCACAACCUAGACCUACUAGGAGGUCUUCGGAAAUUGGCAGACAAUGAAGACUUCCAAGAUGAAUGGGCAUCAGCCAAAAUGGCUAAUAAACUGCGUUUGGCGCAGUACAUAGAGCGUGUGGCAGGUGUGAGUAUUGACCCAAAUAGCCUGUUUGACAUACAAGUGAAGCGUAUCCAUGAAUAUAAGAGACAGUUGCUGAAUAUUUUGGGUGCUAUAUAUAGAUAUAAGAAAUUAAAGGAGAUGAGCUAUGAAGAACGAAAGAAAACAACUCCACGCACCAUCAUGAUCGGAGGAAAGGCAUUUGCAACAUAUACGAACGCCAAAAGAAUAGUGAAACUGGUGAACGAUGUUGGUGUGGUUGUCAACAAUGAUCCUGAAGUCAACAGCUAUUUGAAGGUCGUGUUUGUUCCAAAUUACAACGUGUCUGUGGCAGAGAUGCUAAUUCCAGGAAGUGAGCUAUCACAGCAUAUCAGCACUGCCGGCAUGGAGGCAAGCGGCACAAGCAACAUGAAAUUUGCACUUAAUGGUUGCCUCAUUAUAGGAACACUCGACGGGGCUAACGUGGAAAUCAGAGAGGAAGUUGGAGAGGACAACUUCUUUCUGUUUGGUGCUACAGCAGAUAAAGUCCCCACAGUGCGGAAGCAACGAGAGAAUGGGCUGUUCAGACCAGAUAAUCGGUUUGUAGAGGCCAUGCAGUUUAUUAGGAGUGGAGCAUUUGGAAGCUACGACUACAACCCACUUCUCGAGUCUCUCGAGGGAAACUCCGGUUAUGGCCGUGGAGAUUAUUUCCUUGUUGGCCAUGAUUUCCCAAGCUACAUGGACGCUCAGGCAAAAGUUGAUGAAGCUUACAAGGAUAGGAGAAGAUGGCUAAGGAUGUCAAUACUAAGCACAGCAGGAAGUGGAAAGUUCAGCAGUGACAGAACAAUUGCUCAGUAUGCCAAGGAAAUUUGGAACAUCGAGGAGUGUCGUGUACCAUGAAUCCAACCUGGACUUCUGGUUCUUGGCAACAUGUUACAAAUUCCACAGAAUCACAUGAAAAAUAAGGAAAAAAGAGAACAAUAUACACCAAUAAAAUGCUACUCAAAGGCAUUAUGAGCUCGUACUCGUUUUGCUUACCCCCAUCCCGUUUCAAUAUCUUGUGCUGUAAUAUUUUAAAAAACAGAGAAAUAAAUAAUUUGAUUUGCUGUAAUAUCCUAAGAAACAGAGAAUUGAAUAAAUUGGUUUUCAUAUGCAAUUGUUUCCUUUU
Morus notabilis is the source of this 3035-nucleotide messenger RNA. Its product is annotated as alpha-glucan phosphorylase, H isozyme. Bases 233 to 2767 code for a protein of 844 amino acids. NCBI's taxonomy places the organism in Eukaryota, Viridiplantae, Streptophyta, Magnoliopsida, Rosales, Moraceae. The record is from RefSeq and is a predicted model, not a curated record. Gene Ontology annotation, biological process: glycogen catabolic process. Gene Ontology annotation, molecular function: glycogen phosphorylase activity; pyridoxal phosphate binding. The transcript has 16 exons. Gene Ontology annotation, cellular component: cytoplasm.